Messenger RNA from Dacryopinax primogenitus, 684 nucleotides. RefSeq names its product histone H2A-1. Gene Ontology annotation, molecular function: structural constituent of chromatin; DNA binding; protein heterodimerization activity. Lineage: Eukaryota; Fungi; Basidiomycota; Dacrymycetes; Dacrymycetales; Dacrymycetaceae. Gene Ontology annotation, cellular component: nucleosome. The coding region runs from base 111 to 557 and encodes 148 amino acids. The record is from RefSeq and is a predicted model, not a curated record. The transcript has 5 exons.
CCAUCACUCGCCUCUCUCGGCCUACAUACCUAUUAAACCAUCGUGGGCUUACACUACUAUCAUAACCGUACUCCUUAUUCUUUAUCGACCAAUCUCAUAACAAUAUCCUCAUGUCUUCCGCUGCUGGUGGUAAAUCUGGUGGAAAGGCCGGGGGUAAGGCUGGUGGCAAGGCUGGCGCUUCAACUGCCGACGCCAAGAACUUGUCUCGCUCUUCCAAAGCCGGUCUCCAGUUCCCUGUUGGUCGUAUUCAUCGGUUGUUGAAGAGGGGUAACUAUGCUCAGCGUAUUGGAGCUGGUGCACCUGUGUACUUGGCCGCCGUCCUCGAAUAUCUUGCUGCCGAGUUGCUGGAGCUUGCCGGUAACGCUGCUCGUGACAACAAGAAGGCCCGUAUCGUUCCCCGCCAUUUGCAGCUCGCUAUCCGUAACGAUGAGGAAUUGACCAAGCUCCUGGGACACGUCAUUGUCGCCGACGGUGGUGUUGUUCCGCACAUCAUGCCUGAACUGCUUCCUACGAAGACGAAGUCGAAGAAGGGUGCUGAGCCUUCUCAGGAUCUGUAGACUAGUCUUUCUCGGGCACGCCAGCAGGGCCGUCGAGCCUGCCUCUAUGCGUGAUGGUUGUACCUGUACUCUCUUACCCCUUACAUCCUUACUACAUCAAUACAUGUAUAAAUGCAAGUAAUCUUAU